Messenger RNA from Fusarium poae, 1296 nucleotides. RefSeq lists its product as uncharacterized. Gene Ontology annotation, molecular function: monooxygenase activity; heme binding; oxidoreductase activity, acting on paired donors, with incorporation or reduction of molecular oxygen. Bases 1 to 1296 code for a protein of 431 amino acids. Lineage: Eukaryota; Fungi; Ascomycota; Sordariomycetes; Hypocreales; Nectriaceae. The transcript has 2 exons. The record is from RefSeq and is a predicted model, not a curated record.
AUGAAGGAAUUACACGACGCAUAUGGUGAUGUUGUCCGAAUUGCCCCAAAUGAGCUCAGCUUCAGCUCGGCGACAGCAUAUAAAGAAAUCUACAACCAUGCCUCGAAGAAUCCUGGCGCUUUCUUGAAGAGUGAGAUAUUUUAUAGGUCCGACCCGGCCACCACUCGCCCCGACAUAGUUUUUGUCAAGGACCCUGAAGAUCAUCGAAAUCAACGAAAGUCCCUCUUUCACGCCUUCAGUCUGAAGACAUUGAGAGAGACUGAGAGCACUGUCCGCCACUAUGUUGACCAGUUCGUCCAUAGGCUUGGGCAAAACGGAGGCCCGAAAACCAUAGGAGUUGAUACCUCUACAGUAUACAACUGGCUCACAUUUGACAUCAUCGCUGACUUGACGUUCGGCAAAUCUUUCAACUCCAUCUUUGACUGGAAACCCAGUGCAUGGGUUUCACUACUCUUGGACUUUACAAGUCACCUAACUCUUCUUCCAGUCAUCAAUCGUUUAUCGGUACCCGGUUUUGUCUUGCCUUUUCUCAUGCCAAAGGCUCUCAAGCAAAGUUUAGACCUCCAUAAUAAGAUGACUGAAGAGAUGGUCGAACAUCGUAUCAAACUAGGUGAUUUACACGAUCGAGAGGAUUUCUUCGCCCAGACUAUUCGCCAAGGAAACUUGGAUCGGGUUCAUCUCCGAGAACAAGCCAAGAUAUUGUUGCUAGCGGGGUCCGAAACCACUGCAACCUUCCUAAGUGGGGUCACUUACUUUUUGCUCAAGAAUCCAGAUACGUUAGCGCGAUUGCAAACCGAAAUACGAAAAUCGUUCUCGUCCAGCCGAGAGAUCACUGGAGAGUCGACAUCCGGCCUGACCUACCUGAAUGCCGUUAUUGAAGAGGGUCUGCGCUUAUUCCCACCGGCCCCCUUUGGUCUUCCCCGAGUUUGCCCUGGAGCUACAAUUAAUGGACUCUUUAUACCAAAGGGUACUAUUGUAUCAGUCGACACCUAUACUGUGUCACACGAUGCACGAAACUUUCACCAGCCAAACAACUUUAUUCCUGAUCGAUGGAUAGAUCGCAAGUGGAAAGUCAACAGGGACGCCAGCCGCCCAUUCUCUCUUGGGCCUCGAGGCUGUCUGGGUAUGAAUUUAGCAUACUUGGAGGCUAGAAUGACGCUCGCGUCUCUGAUAUAUGCGUAUGACUUGGAAUUAGUCAACCAAGCCAUCGACUGGUUCUCGCACGUUACUUUCCAGACCGUCUGGAAGAAGCCGCCAUUGAUGGUUCGGUUUCAUCCGCGAGAUAUCUCCGCUUAG